AUGUAUAGUCCCAUUAGCAGCACGUUUCUUCCUAAGAACUUUCACCUGGUGUGUGUAGACAUGCCCGGCCAUGAAGGGACCACACGCUCUGCUCUAGAUGACUUCUCAGUCAAUGGGCAAGUCAGAAGGAUACACCAGUUUGUUGAAAGCAUCAAUCUGAACAAGAAGCCAUUCCAUCUGGUGGGCACAUCCAUGGGCGGUCACAUUGCUGGGGUUUACGCUGCGCAAUACCCAUCUGAUAUCUGCAGUCUGUCUCUCAUUUGUCCUGCAGGCUUAAUGUUUCCAAAUGACAGCAAAUUAUUUAAACAGCUCAAAGUUAUGGAAAAGACGGGAUAUGACCAGAGGAUUCCUCUAAUCCCGUCCAGCGCAGGAGAAAUGGAGGAAAUGCUUAAACUCUGCUCGUAUGUACGCUUCAAAAUUCCACAGCAAGUCUUGCAAGGACUUGUUGAUGUCCGCAUUCCUCAUAAUGAAUUUUACAGAAAAUUAUUUUUAGCUUUAGUGGACGAGAAGUCACGACACAACCUACAUGAAAGUAUGACCAAAAUUGUUGUUCCAACACAAAUCAUUUGGGGAAAACAUGAUCAGGUGCUGGAUGUUUCUGGAGCCGAUGUUUUGGCAGAUUCUAUACCUGGCAGCCAAGUAGAAAUUCUGGAAAACUGUGGUCACUCAGUAGUAAUGGAAAGACCAAGAAAAACGGCCAAACUUAUAGUGGACUUUAUAUCUAAUCUACAAAACACAGAGAACAAUAAAAAACACGAAUGAAAUCCAGGAUGCCAAGAGCACAACAAUAGUUUAUUUCUAUCUAUUGUAUUACUCUGAGUUACUCAGGGAUAUUGUAGAACUCAUAGGGAAAAAAAACAGUUCCUAGUGAACUCAGUGUAUGAACUGGUAGCUAUAGGAUUUGAUACAUCUAUACACAGAUCUGUAGAACAGCAUACAGCUAAUUUAUACAACACUAAAAUAUUCAAAACAUUGAUUUUUUAUGAUAUACAGUAUAUCCUAAUAAUUAGCUUUAAAGGGACACGAAAACCCCCCUAAAAAUUCUUAAGCAUCUUUCCAAUUUACUUCUAUUAUCUCAUUUGCUUUGUUCUCUUUGUAUCCUUUGUUCAAUGUGCAGCAAUGCAAUACUGGGAGUGAGUUAACGCAAUGGGUGAGCCAAUAGCAUGAGACAUAUAUGUGCAGCCACCAAUCAGCAGCUCCUGAGCCUACCUAGGUUUCCUAUUUAACAAGGGAUACCAAGACAACAAAACAAAUUAGAAAAAAAGAAUUAAAUUAGAAAGUUGAAUAAUAUCAAAUGCUCUCCUUGAAUCAUGAACGAAAAAAAAUGGGUUUCAUGUCCCUUUAAAGGUACAAUAUACACCAAUUUUUACAUAACUGCAUGUAAUAGACACUACUAUAAAGAAUAAGAUGCACAGAUACUGAUAUAAAAAUCCAGUAUAAAACCGUUUAAAAACUUACGUAGAAGCUCCCAGUUUAGCUCUCUUUAUAAGGUUACUGGAACACCCACUGCAAGUGGGCGAUAUCAGACACUCCCCCUUCCUUUGCAUAUGAAAAGACCCUUUACACAAACAGAAGCAAGCUGGAAUAGGUAUACGUUGGUAUUCUCCUAAAUCUUUGGGGCUUGGUUAGGAGUCUGAAAAUCAGAGCAAUGUUAUUUAAAAAUAAGCAAAACUAUACAUUUUUUAAAAAACAAAACUUUAUGGACUAUAUAAAUAGAUCAUCUACAAAACAUUUAUGCAAAGAAAAAUCUAGUGUAUAAUGUCCCUUUAAUGAAAAUUCUUAAUGCUAACGAGAUUAUAACAUUCAGAUUUGUCAUUUACACCUCGUGGUAGACCAAUCAGGUACCUUACUUCAUGAUUCCAAAAUAUCUUUGAUUAUGCAGGCCUUGGCAUUUAUUUCGGAAUAAGUAGCAUGCAAUACUAAAGUGAAUGUACCGUAAUUAUUUCUACAACCACAAUGGGCAGUUACACAAUAUACUGUGAAAGCAAAUCUUCUUCAGAAUAAGAAUUUAUCUUAUACACAGCAUGCUGAAAGUAGUACUACUGUUUAAACAGAAUACAAUUCACUUGCAUUAUCUGCCUUCCAAUGUUGUGCUAUGCAGUUGCUUUGUCUAAAAAGGAAAAAAAAAAUGUGUGAAAAACAUAGGAAUUAAAUAGAAUAUGUGAUGAAACUUUACAUUUUCAAUUCUCUGGGGCCAAUUUAUCAAAUGUCUGUGGAUCUGGUGAACUGCUUGUGCAAUGCCGCCCCUGCAGAUUCGCGGCCAAUUACUAGCAGUGGGUGUCGAUCAACCCUAUCGUACACGAUCGGGCGGAUUGAUGUCCGCAGCCUCAGAGGCCAUUCGGCCCUUGAUAAAUCUGCCCCUCGAAGUCCAUAUUUGUGGCAACAAAGCAAUUAUCGCAUACUGUAGAAGCUUCAGAUAAUUGUUGAAAUCAUUCCAUAAAAAAUCUUUUAUGUGGCCUGCAUGGAAACUUUGUAACUUAGCUCACUGUGAAAAUACUGAACUUUUCUUACACCAGGCUAUAAAGGAAAUUACAACUGAGGAAAUUUGUUCCAAAGAUUUUUGGUUCCUUUUUUUUUGGCUUGUAAAUAUUUAUAGUAUGUACUGAAAACAUUACUACACCACCCUGAGGUACUUGUGCGCAUAAUCUUCCAAACUCCACGGGUUAUCCUGUAUCCCCUGAGAUUUGAAAUGAAUCUACAUAUUAUUAUGCAGGGAUGACAUUGUGCUGCUAAUCAUUUUGGGAGAGACAUAAAUAAAAAAAGAUGUAAAAAUCAAAA
Messenger RNA from Bombina bombina (fire-bellied toad), 2778 nucleotides. RefSeq names its product monoacylglycerol lipase abhd6-B. The record is from RefSeq and is a predicted model, not a curated record. The transcript is spliced from 7 exons. Gene Ontology annotation, molecular function: catalytic activity. The coding region runs from base 1 to 762 and encodes 253 amino acids. Lineage: Eukaryota; Metazoa; Chordata; Amphibia; Anura; Bombinatoridae.